This is a messenger RNA of Drosophila bipectinata, 507 nucleotides long. It is a transcript of the gene Brd, whose product is annotated as Bearded. NCBI's taxonomy places the organism in Eukaryota, Metazoa, Arthropoda, Insecta, Diptera, Drosophilidae. The record is from RefSeq and is a predicted model, not a curated record.
GAGGACAUCAAAUUCAAUCCCAGCGUUGAACAGUCAAGAUCAUUUCAAGCCCAGAAAGCAAAAAACCAAUAUUUCGCAACCAUGGCCUACGAAACUCUACUGAACACCACCUACAGCCCAGCCUGCCAGAAGAAGAACACCUACACCCCAGCCAAGGCCGUGAAGAAGCUCUUCAAGGUGGCCAGCAAAAUCUUCAAGGCAUCGGGCCACCAGCCCCUCAAGAACCAGACCAUCCCGACGGAGCUGCCCUCGCCAAUCUCCGAGGAAGAGUUGCAGAACUCGCUAAACGAGACCCUGGAAGCCGAGCUUGAACAACUGUGAUCUAGGAAAAUGGGAAAUCCUGUAAAAGCCCAUAUCCUGAACAGCUUUAAGACACCAUCGGAAUCGGUCUCUAAACAUCCGCAACAGCUUUAAAUCAAACUUAUGAAUACAUAAACACUCAGCUUUAAUCAUUGUCUUCCAUCUAUGCUUAAGAGUAUGAAUAAAUGAAUAAUAUUAAAACCGAAA